This is a messenger RNA of Ostreococcus tauri, 1695 nucleotides long. RefSeq names its product Protein-tyrosine phosphatase, active site. Gene Ontology annotation, cellular component: catalytic step 2 spliceosome; precatalytic spliceosome; U2-type spliceosomal complex. The transcript is spliced from 2 exons. The record is from RefSeq and is a predicted model, not a curated record. Gene Ontology annotation, biological process: mRNA splicing, via spliceosome. Lineage: Eukaryota; Viridiplantae; Chlorophyta; Mamiellophyceae; Mamiellales; Bathycoccaceae. Bases 1 to 1695 code for a protein of 564 amino acids.
AUGUCGAACAAGACGCGCGCCGAGCGGAGGAAACGAGCCAAGGCGCGAUUGGAGACAGAGACGGCCAAGGCGUUCGAGGACGCGGCAAAGGCGAUUUCGAUGAACAACGCGCGCGGCGAGGCGACGACGGCGAAACGACGUGGACGGGCGGCGAAAUCACCCGAGGUCGAGGACGAGGUGGAGGUGGAGUACGUGCCGGCGCCGAUGGAACUCGAGCUCGAGGGUGCGGGCGAGGCGGAGAGCGUGAAGGAGUUCGAGGAAAUUUUCGAGGCGUUUCGAAGACGAGGGUCGAGCGCGGGCGAGGUCGGGACGAGCGCGGACGGCGCGGUGGACGUCGAUGGCGACGACGCGGAUGCGAAUAAGGAGGAAGAGGAUGAUAAUGAUGAAGAUGAUCAAGUGACGGAGCUGUCGAAUAAGCAGAAGAAGGAGAUGCGAAGGAUGAAGGUGGCGGAGUUGAAGCAGCACUGCUCGAAACCCGAGGUGGUGGAGGUGUGGGACGCGUCGGCGAAUGAUCCGAGAUUGCUCGUCUUCUUGAAGGCGCACAAGAACACGGUGCCGGUACCGAGGCACUGGAGUCAAAAGCGGGCGUUCUUGCAGGGCAAGCGUGGGAUCGAGAAGCCGCCGUGGGAGCUCCCAGAUUUCAUCCGAGCGACGGGCAUUCAGAAGAUUCGCGACCACUACGCAGAGAAAGAGGCGGAGAAGACGAUGAAGCAGAAGCAGCGGGACUCCAAGGCUGCGAGAGUGAACCGCAUGGACAUUGAUUACCAGAUUUUACACGACGCGUUCUUCGUCUAUCAGUCCAAGCCGAAGAUGUCUGGAGCGGGCGACCUGUAUUACGAGGGCAAGGAGUUUGAGGUGUCCAUCGGGCGUAAACCGGGCAAGCUGAGCGAAGAGCUCAAGUCGGCGCUCGGGAUGACCGACGGCGGGCCUCCACCGUGGUUGAUCAAUAUGCAAAGGUACGGACCGCCGCCGAGUUAUCCACACUUGCGCGUCCCGGGUCUGUCGGCGCCCAUCCCGGCGGGAGCGCAGUUCGGGUACCAUCCUGGCGGUUGGGGUAAACCUCCGGUGGACGAGCUCGGGGUCCCGAUCUACGGCGACGUCUUCGGAAGCACCAAGCCAAAGACGAACGAUAUGACGCCGUACGAUGUCGCCGUGGAUAAGACGAAGCAGUUCGGCGCCAUCGACGAGGAAUAUGAGGAAGAGGAGAGCGAGGAGGAGGUUGAGGAUAUCGAGGAACAGCAAGAGGACGUGGAAGGAGAGGCAGGGGAGGAAGUGGACGACGGAACCGAAUCUGAGCUACCGCCUGGAACGGAGACUCCGGACGUCUUGGAUCUUCGCAAGAAAUCCGACGGUCCAAAGACCCUGUACAAGGUGUUGGAAUCGCAAGACGCCUCGGUGCGUGCCGACCAAAUCGUCGGUUCGUCGCAUACGUACGUUAUCCCGGGCGAGGACGACAAACCCAAACGUCGCGGUCGCGCUGGCGUAGAAGUCACGCUCGAUGCCGACGCGCUCGGCGACGACGGCGUCGCGGACGAAGACGCCAUGCGCGCGGCGUACGAGCGUCAAAUAGCGGAGAACCGCGCCGAAAAGGCGCACGAGGACUUCUCCGACAUGGUCGCCGACCACGCCCGAUCGCAAAAGCGCAAAGCUGCGAAGGAUAAGAAGGAGAGCGACGCGAAAAAGUUCAAAUUCUGA